Chroicocephalus ridibundus (black-headed gull) is the source of this 2643-nucleotide messenger RNA. RefSeq names its product elaC ribonuclease Z 1 (gene ELAC1). NCBI's taxonomy places the organism in Eukaryota, Metazoa, Chordata, Aves, Charadriiformes, Laridae. The coding region runs from base 655 to 1743 and encodes 362 amino acids. Gene Ontology annotation, molecular function: 3'-tRNA processing endoribonuclease activity. The transcript is spliced from 5 exons. The record is from RefSeq and is a predicted model, not a curated record. Gene Ontology annotation, cellular component: nucleus.
UUUUCUGACCAAACCCCGGAGCCGCCUCCCUUCCCCGCGGCCCAGCGGCCUCGGCUCCCCCCGGCCCCGCCGCGGGCCCUUCCCCGCAAGCCCUCCCGGGGAGCGGCGGGCGGAGGCGGCGGGGCAAGGCCCGGCGCGGCCCGUGAGGUGCCGCGGGAGGGGCGAGGCCUGGCCUGGCCCCGCGUCCCGGCCCCGGGACGCAAACCCGGGGAGUUACUGCGAGACCAGUCAUCCGGGAAGGUGCUAAUCUGCUUUUACGCUGAGGAAAAGGAAGCCAAAUGUUUAUUUCUGCUUUUUUAGGGGGUGCGAUGAUGGCAUUUAUCAGGUAUCUGAAGCUGUUGAGGCACCCGGAGGCUGAAAUGAAGUGGAAAUAACGUCUGAAAAGGAGGUAGGAACAAGGUGUGGGAAGACUGAGGCUGGAGAAGGCGCAGCCCGAGACGGCGUCGGAGUCGUGUGGUUGGACGUUUUGCUCCUAACGCAGCUUUCCCAAGGUCGUCCUGCUCCUGCCGGCCAGCCGGGCUCCGCGUCCGGAUACGUGAACAACGAGGGUAUGGCAACUCAUCCCAUAGAUCCUCCUGCUGCAGGAGUGUCCCGUGAUCUGUCACGCAGCCUUCAGGCCACGUAAACGUCUGGUGGCAUACCGACGUAUUCAAAAUGUCGAUGGACAUAACUUUCCUCGGCACAGGCUCAGCCUAUCCCUCGCCAACAAGAGGAGCGUCGGCGUUAGUGCUUCGCCGGGAAGGAGAGUGCUGGCUCUUCGACUGUGGAGAGGGAACUCAAACACAAUUCAUGAAGAGCCAUCUCAGAGCAGGCAGAAUUACCAAGAUUUUCAUAACUCAUCUUCACGGUGACCACUUUUUUGGACUUCCUGGCCUGCUGUGUACAAUUAGCCUCCAAAGCAGCCCCGACCCAAACAAACCGCCUGUUGAUAUUUAUGGACCAGUAGGACUGCGAAACUUCAUCUGGAGGAGCAUGGAGCUCUCCCACUCGCAACUUCUCUUUCCCUACACCGUUCAUGAACUGGUACCUACGCGGGACCAGUGCCCCGCAGAAGAAUUUAAGGAGUUUUCUUACUUGGACAGAGGUGAGGUGUCUCCCCAGGGAGCACAAGGGAGAAUCCUCCACCUGGAUCCCGUGGAAAACUCCUACUUGCUGGUUGAGGAUGAGCAGCUGGUUCUGAAAGCGUUUCGCCUAUUUCACCGCAUUCCUUCCUUUGGCUUCGUGGUGGAAGAAAAGCCCCGGACCGGUAAACUCAACGUACAGAAGCUGAAAGACCUCGGAGUUCAACCCGGUCCUUUAUAUGGGAAGCUGAAGAAUGGAAUGGCAAUCGUUCUAGAAAAUGGAGUAACAAUUUCUCCGUCAGACGUCUUAGAAGACCCUAUUCCUGGAAGAAAAAUUUGCAUUUUGGGGGAUUGUUCAGGGGUGGUUGGAGAUGCGGCCGUGAAGCUUUGCCGUGAAGCAGAUGUACUGAUACAUGAAGCCACCUUGGAUGAUACCCAAGAGGAAAAGGCCAGAGAGCAUGGUCACAGCACUCCAAAAAUGGCAUCGGAUUUUGCAAAACUGUGUAAAGUUAAGAAACUGGUUUUGACCCACUUCAGUCAGCGGUAUAAACCAGCUGCGCAGCGAGGGGAGGGAGACGCGGACGUCACCGAGCUGAAGAGACAGGCGGAGGCGGUGUUAGAUGGUCAAGAAGUAACACUAGCUGAGGAUUUUAUGACAAUAGAAAUUCCAAUGAAAAAGUAAAAAUUGUAGUGUUAGCAAGCUCUGUAUGGAGGCGUAAAGGACGGGUGUGUUGGCUGGUGCUUAAAAAUAAUGGUAGCGUUUCCGGUAUCCAAACUCAUUCUCUUCUGUGGAUGCAGAGAACCAUUGCAAACUGGAGAGAGUGCCAGGUACAGCUUUGUGAAGCAAGAAAAAAGGAUAAUCAAACACCUGGAACUUGGAAUAAAUUCGUAAGUGAUGGUUUCAGACACCUAAACUCCCCAGAAACCGAAUGCGUAGGCUGACGCAAGCCUUCACAGCCCGGGGUUUUCCCUUGGACCACAGAUUCCUGGAGCAGAGCACUGGAUCGUUGGUCUUAAUAGAGCCCUCGGAAAGGUUUGCGUUCUGCACCAGAAUUUAAGAUCUCUUGCCUGUUACAAGCCUUUGAAAAACAGUAUUUUGUAACUGUUAUCCCAUUGCUGUGUAAGGGGACCAUUCCACUGAAACGAAUAAAGUAUUUAUUAAAGCGAGUGUUUGUAGCUGGGGGUGUUGGCUCUGCUCAGGUGGAGGAGCUCUUAUAAUUCUCCCUUUGCAUAUGAAGUUUUCUCAUAAAUAAACAAUAGUUGAGGCUUCCUGUCAGAAGUGAAUCGCUCUGAACAAUUUGAUUCAUUUAAAGCUCCGAAGCCUGACCUAUUCCCCGCAUCAGUAAAGUUUGGGAAGUAUACUCUGGAAGUCUUCAGGCAGGUGACGAGCAGUCUUUCCUGAAGUGUUCCUCCAAGUGCAUUUUCAAAGACAAAUUAUCCUGAUAAAAGCAUAUUUCUAUAAAUACUCCUACGGGAGGAAUUUCACUUGUUUCUGCGACGUCUUUAUUCUUUCAAUUAAGGGAGGUGUAGACCAGCUUUAUCUCCUUUUCUUGCCGCCUCAAAACAAACCAGAAGUUGGAAU